UGACUAUAGACUAUAGACUAUAGAGUAUAGACUCCCCAAAGUUUUCGUGUAUUUUGUUGUCUUGAAAAGUUAUUUAUAAUGACUCUUGGUACAAUUUAUUAUGGAAAGUUAUCAAACCGAAUAUGACAAGGACGGUUUAUUGUCUGAGACUUUUUGGAGGACUCCACAAAGAGCGGUUCCAGGCAGGCCUUUGCAGAGAAUCGCUCAAAACGAGGUUAUGUCUGGGUCAUCUUAUCAACAAUUUCAGGCGUCUGUGAACGAUGCCUGGGAUUUGGGGGAUGACGAGAUCAUCUCCGGAAUUGCGGAGACUAAAAUAUCGAAAGCCAUAUCACAGUCUGUAGCUUUAAAUGUAAUAAAUUCACAUCGUAAUAGUACUAAGAACGUAAACAGAAGUGACGUCAAGAUCGAAACAGAAACUGUGAAGCCGCAAGAAGAGGCGGUUGCAGUAAAAAAGAAUGAAGUUAAAAAGAUUGGAGGCAGUUCUAGCGCAUCAGGACCGAUUCGGCACUAUCCAGGCCGCCCGCGGGCUGUCCGACCAUCAGCUUUAAUUUCCCGUGAAGAAAGUAGCGAAUCUAAAUUAGAAAGAUUCCAACAAGUACUGGAAAGCUCUGUUCUUGAUCUGAAUGAGUUAAAACAUCUCAGCUGGUCAGGAAUACCAGUUAAGGCCAGGGCUGUAACUUGGAGGCUUUUAGCGGGUUAUCUUCCGGCAAACACUGAACGUAGAGCAGAGACAUUGGAUAGUAAGAGAGCAGAUUACAAACAUCUAGUAAGGCAGUAUUAUGAUGCCGAGAGAGAAGAGGAGACAUAUAGACAAAUACAUAUUGAUAUUCCUAGGAUGAGCCCAUUGGUAGCUUUGUUCCAACAGAGCACUGUACAGGUAAUGUUUGAACGCAUCCUCUACAUUUGGGCAAUCAGACACCCUGCAUCUGGUUAUGUCCAAGGAAUUAAUGAUCUGGUGACACCAUUCUUCAUGGUUUUUCUUCAAGAAGCAGCUCCUAAUAAAGAGUUGGAUAACCUUCCUUUAGACUCAUUGAGUGAGGUGCAAAGAGACAUAAUUGAAGCUGACUCUUUUUGGUGCCUGUCUAAAUUCCUUGAUAGCGUACAAGAUAAUUAUAUUUUUGCACAGCUUGGUAUUCAGUAUAAGGUUAAUCAAUUAAAGGAACUAAUAAGACGUAUAGAUUUACCACUUCAUGAGCACUUACAAACCCAUGGUGUAGAUUAUCUCCAAUUUUCAUUCCGGUGGAUGAACAACCUUCUUACAAGAGAGAUCCCUCUUCCCUGCACUAUUCGACUUUGGGACACGUAUCUUGCGGAGUCCGAUGGCUUCGCUAUUUUCCAGCUUUACGUCUGCGCAGCAUUUCUACUGCAUUGGAGAGAAAGACUGAUGCAAGAACGCGAUUUUCAGGGGCUUAUGAUUUUACUACAAAACGUUCCCACACAAAAUUGGACUGAUUCAAAUAUAAGCAUGCUCGUAGCUGAAGCAUACAGGUUAAAAUUUGCCUUUGCCGACGCGCCGAACCAUUUGCACAACGCGGGAAAAUCCGACAGAUGACGGGAGCAAUGAUUAUCUAUGGUCGUUAACGCCAUAAUCAUGCCAUUUUUCCUAUGCUAAAGCUUUAUGUGGAGAGGUUUUUUUGAUUAAAUAAAAAUGGCAACAAAAUGAGGGACCGAAUUCGGCGAACAGCAGGGUAAUUUAACCUUGGUAAGCUUUAAGUAUUUUUCUUUUUGGUGGUUGAUUAGGCCUAAAAAUUAAAUAGGCCGUGCGCUCAUGUAUAAAGACCUUUUUUGUCUAUCGUUUAUAUGUAUUUUAUGAGUAUGUUACUUUAGUUAUAUUUUAUAGAAUUACGUUUAUAAAGUGUUUAUUACGUCAUAACAAAUAAAA
This is a messenger RNA of Pieris napi, 1882 nucleotides long. RefSeq names its product TBC1 domain family member 22B (gene Tbc1d22). The transcript has 4 exons. NCBI's taxonomy places the organism in Eukaryota, Metazoa, Arthropoda, Insecta, Lepidoptera, Pieridae. The record is from RefSeq and is a predicted model, not a curated record. The coding region runs from base 101 to 1552 and encodes 483 amino acids. Gene Ontology annotation, molecular function: GTPase activator activity. Gene Ontology annotation, biological process: activation of GTPase activity.